GGCGGCGGCGGGCGGGCAGCGAACUACCGGCGGCCGGAGGAGGAAGCGGGGGCGGCGGGGCAGGAUCCCGGGAUCGAGGUGGGAUCCCGGGAUCGGGAUGCGGCCGCGGCCCGGCACGCCGCCUGGUUGUCCGGAGCGACGCCAUGCACCCGGCCGUGGCUGUGGGGCUGGUGUUCGGCGGCUGCUGCAGCAACGUGGUGUUCCUGGAGCUGCUGGCCAGGCAGUUCCCAGGAUGUGGGAACAUCGUGACCUUCUCCCAGUUCCUGUUCAUUGCCCUGGAAGGUUUCAUCUUCGAGGCCAACUUCGGGAGGAAGCGCCCGGCCAUCCCCAUCAGGAACUAUUUCAUCAUGGUGGCCAUGUUCUUCACCGUCAGCGUGGUCAAUAACUAUGCCCUGAACCUGAACAUCGCGAUGCCGCUGCACAUGAUCUUCCGCUCGGGUUCUCUCAUAGCAAGCAUGGCUCUAGGGAUCAUCAUCCUGAAGAAAAGGUACAGCGUGUCAAAAUACAGCUCCAUCGCCCUGGUGUCCCUGGGCAUCUUCACCUGCACCUUCAUGUCUGCCAAGCAAGUGGCAUCUGACUCCAGCUCAAAUGAAGAGGAUGGACCCCAGGCUUUCCUCUGGUGGCUGCUGGGUAUUGCUGCCCUCACCUUCGCCCUGCUGAUGUCUGCCAGGAUGGGGAUUUUCCAGGAGAUGCUGUACAAGAAAUUUGGGAAGCACUCCAAGGAGGCCCUGUUCUACAACCAUGCGUUGCCACUCCCUGGAUUCCUGCUCCUGGCUCCCAACAUUUACCAGCACGCCGUGCUCUUCAACCAGUCUGAGCUGUUCCAGGUGCCGGUGAUCGGCCUCACCCUGCCAAUCAUGUGGUUCUACCUCCUCAUGAACGUCAUCACCCAGUACGUCUGCAUCCGCGGCGUCUUCAUCCUGACUACGGAGUGCACGUCCCUCACGGUCACCCUGGUGGUGACACUCCGCAAAUUUGUCAGCCUCAUCUUCUCCAUCCUCUACUUCCAGAACCCCUUCACGGGCUGGCACUGGCUGGGCACCGCCUUCGUCUUCGUGGGCACCCUGAUGUACACCGAGGUGUGGAACAGCCUCGGGCCCCUCCUGGCGCGCCGCCGCCGGCCCAAGGAGGAGUGAAUCCAGGGAUUUCCCGCAGGGAUUUUGGUGUUUUUCCAGAGCAGAGCAGAGCAGCAGGGAGCUCCCCCUCCCAGGGGGAGUUUUUAUAACAGGGGAGGUGUUGGCUGUGCCAAGCUCCUGGGAAAAUGAGGAUCCUCCGCUGGGAACUUGGGGGAAGGAUUAUGGAGAAACAAUCCAGGUACUUUUUGCAAGUCGGCAUUUUUUUAUGUGACCCCUUUUGCUUCCAAUUUCUCUUCCAUUUUUUUUUUUCCAUUGGAAUAGCCCUUUUUAAGGAGCAGCUGAUCCAGGGCUUUUUUGGGAGCCCAUCUUCCAUGCUGUUGCCUUGGAUCAGCUGGACCCUGAGCCAGUUUGGUGCCAUCCUUUCAUUGUCCCGGUGUCUGCAGCUGAUGGCUGAGCCCCAUUCCAGUGGGAAUCCCUGAUCCCUGUGCUGGGAGGAUGUGGGAUACACCCCCAGCUGAAUCUCCCAGUCUGCCCAGUGGAUCCUGGGAGGGCUGGCUUUCCUCUCCCAGUUCUCCUCCCAUCCCUUGGGAUCAGCUUCCUCAUGGCUUUUGUGCCAGCCUGUCCCUCAGUGCCACCCCUGGCUGCUUUUCCUGGAGCUUCCCUGCAGUUUUCCUGGAGCAGCACCUUGGGACAGUUGAGGCAUCCAGGAGGGAUGGAGGGGGUUUAAUAGCAAAGGAAAAACAAUGAAAAAAACCCCAAAGUGAUGAAUGACAGCACUUUCCUCCCAGGCAUUCCCUGAGCCAAGGUCACCUUUCCAAAAUUUCCUCCCUCUAUUUUUACUGCUGAUUUCUAUCAGCUCUCUGGGAUAAUCCCCUUCCCAGCUUUCCAUGGCCUCAUCCUUGCUGGGAGGCAGAGUGGGAAAAGGGAAAAGCUCCAUGACGUGCUGGGAGCACUGGUUUAGCCCCAGCCCCAAAUCCCAGUGUGGGAAAAGGGAAUUCCAUCCCACGCAGAGCCAGCGAGGUGCUGCCAGGACCUGCAGCUCCAUCCUGAUAUCCUGAAGGACUUUUUUUUCUCCAGUUUCUGUUUUUCCUGAGCCUGAAACAGCUGAAUUUCAAGUGCCAUGGGAUUUUCCCAGGGAUUUCAUAGACAGGAAGGCUGGUGUAGGUCAGGCGUUGUUCCAGCUGUUUGUGGGGGCUCCUGGAAGGACCCAGAGAGAGGCAAAACCUUUAUCCAUGAUUUUCAUCCCCAGGCUCUUCACACGGAGCUUCAGCUGGGAUGGGGGAGGUGGGGAAGCCAACAGAAAUUCGGGAUGAAGGAUUUUGGGAACUGAGAGUAAGUGGUGAGGUUCUUCAGAGAUCAGACACGGUGGGGAAACACUGGAGCUGUGACUCAAGGCCGGUGGGUGUUUUAUCCAGGGAUUGUGGGAUCCAGGGAUUGUAGGAUCCAGGGAUUGUUGGAUCCAGGGAUUGUUGGAUCCAGGGAUUGUUUGAUCCAGGGAUUGUUUGAUCCAGGGAUUGUUGGAUCCAGGGAUUGUUGGAUCUAAGGAUUGUAGGAUCCAGGGAUAGUUUUAUCCAGGGAUUGUAGGAUCCAGGACAAAGCAGAGCUGGCACGGAGCUGUUCCCAGGUGUAACAUUCUGUGCAUCCUCUGGGUCACUCUUCCUCUCCAGGACCUUGCACAUUGUCCCCAAUUCCCAUGGGAAUAUUUGGUGGAUUUGGGCACUCCUCUUUUUUGGGUUUUUUUAAACCAUGUCCUUUUCACUCCCAGCACAUCAACCCUGGGUUGUUUGUUGCUGUUUGUUGCUUUUGUAAAUUAACUUUAAAAAAAAAGUUAAAUUUUUUUAACUUCCCGGCGUGAUCGGUGCGUUUGGAAUAUUUAUGGAGUCGCAGGAGUGGCAGCAAUUCAGGAAAGGUCCAGGCAGAAGGGCCUUGUUAGCCAAAAUUAAUUAAACCCAGGCUCCCCCUCCAGGCUGAUUAGUUGGGUUUUAAUUUUUGUGUAGAGAUCAGAGCACCUAUUUUUUAGCAGAGGCUGAAAAGGAGGAGCCCGACCGCUUUUGGGGUGGCUGGUUGGGUUUAGGGUGGGGUUUUGGGUUGGUUUUUUAAAAGUGAAAUAAAUAUGUUUCCUCUUCAAA
Taeniopygia guttata (zebra finch) is the source of this 3205-nucleotide messenger RNA. RefSeq names its product solute carrier family 35 member B4 (gene SLC35B4). The record is from RefSeq and is a predicted model, not a curated record. Gene Ontology annotation, molecular function: UDP-N-acetylglucosamine transmembrane transporter activity; UDP-xylose transmembrane transporter activity. Gene Ontology annotation, cellular component: endoplasmic reticulum membrane; Golgi membrane. Lineage: Eukaryota; Metazoa; Chordata; Aves; Passeriformes; Estrildidae. Gene Ontology annotation, biological process: UDP-N-acetylglucosamine transmembrane transport.